ACAUACCCAUAUUGAUUCUUCCAUUGGAAUGAAGUCAGCAUAAUUAUUUGCUAAGUGCUGCAAACCCAGAAACCUGUCUGAUUCUGAAAUGUUCGUGAUUUUCGUGAUGGGUGUGAAAUCACGAAAGUAAGUGGGCGCGAAAUACGAAACUGGAGAGUCGAGUCAAUCAUCCAAUUGACUCCAAUCGCAAGCGUUUGCCGUAUGCAUGUGUGUGUGUGUGCGUGUGUGCGCGCGUGUGUGUGUGUGUGUGUGUGUGUGUGUGUGUGCGUGCGUGUGUGUGUGUGUGUGUGUGUGUGUGUGUGUGUGUGUGUGUGUGUGUGUGUGUGUGUGUGUGUGUGUGAUACUACUCUACUCUAGUAGGGCCUGUACAGCGGCUCUUGUAAGUGGACGGUUUCAUCCUGCCUGAUCAAGCUGCAGCACAUAUACGUACAGCUGCGCGUACACGACGUAUAGCUGCACUGCAUACUGACAUGAAGCGGGACCAGCUGAGAGCCACAUUGAAGACGAAUGUCGCGUCGCUGUGCCAGCGACUGGAAGACAGCUGGCUGUGUAAGUCUGGUGACGAUGCCGGACGGUUGAAAGAAGCUGCCGCAACGGCGAAGAGCAUUCCAGAAUGGCAAGACAUCAUUCUCACCGUCAAGCUAGCCAUAAAGGAGAGAUUCCUGAUGGGGUACUUGUGUGAUCCAGAAGUACAGACCGCUCUUCUUCGCGUUGACAUGGCCCGACUCAAGAAAACGAGCGUCACACCGGGAUACCCUCGCGAGUGGGAGUUCUUCGUCUCCAAGGCUGAGUCCUAUGGUCAACUUCUGCUGCUGUGGAGGCUACUCUCUGAGAGUAUUGACUGGAGGAGCUCAAUCAAGGCUGUGAAGUGUCGGGUGUGCAAGCAGAAAGGUGAUCUCGACAACAUGCUGGUGUGUGUUGAUUGCAACGGAUGCUGGCACACCACGUGCAAGACUGAGGGGGCGCCAAAACUUGACAUUUGCUAUGAAUGCAAGCUGUUCAAUCGACAAUACCGCGAGGCCUCGGCCCUAGUUCACGAGUCAUUCAUCUCGGAUGCGGAAAGCGCUGACACGAGUGAUGGCUACACAACCGAAGAGUACUGCUUUGACUCGGCGGCUGAGGACGGCGACUCCGAUCUUGAUUAUUGUCAUGACAAUGGAGAUGAUCGUCAUGGUUGCGCUUCGGGGGACGCAGCUAAGAAAGCAAUAAAGAUGAAGUGCAAGACAGCACGACCUCCACAGAAUUUAGCAGCAGCGGAAGAGCAGGAGGCUUUCCAUUUGUCUAGGGCCAUCGCACUAUCAAGAGCCACACACGCCCGUCGUCCCAAACGAGGCAUGUCCGGACAGCAUCGUAUCAGUCCACUCCUCAGGGGCGAGUCCGUCGUCACGCCGACGUCGACAGAGUCCCCGGCAGCGUCACCGUCGGAGAGUGUAUGUCUAAAUAUGGACGAGUCAGGCUCGUUUGAAUUCUCCAAUCCUGAGAGUGUGACAUCACCUGAUGAUGAUGAUGACGAUACUGACGAUGUAACGAGUGACAGCAGCCUUGACGACAGUGAUGUGUUGCUGAGUGACAGUAGUCAUGACAACGAUGCCUUUGUGCUGAGUGACAGUUGCCAUGACGACAAUUACGCUGCACCCGGCAACGACAAUGACGUGGUGUCAAGUGACGGUAGCCAUGGCGACAAUGGUGUGUUGCCUAGCGACAGCAGUUGUGACUCUUAUGGAGGGGUUUCACAUCUUGGUCAUGUCAUGUGA
Molecule: messenger RNA, 1754 nt
Organism: Sycon ciliatum
Lineage: Eukaryota; Metazoa; Porifera; Calcarea; Leucosolenida; Sycettidae
Exons: 7
Coding region: 471-1754 (427 amino acids)
Biological process (GO): chromatin remodeling; positive regulation of DNA replication; regulation of DNA-templated transcription
Cellular component (GO): nuclear chromosome; CHRAC
Molecular function (GO): DNA binding
Source: RefSeq, a predicted model, not a curated record